GCUGGCUACAGUACAAAAGCAACUGCCACCAACUGCCCGACCCCACUCGCAGCAUCCCAUUGCUAGCGCUAAGGACGAAUGGAGGCGGCGCUCCGUUCCCUUUUCGAGCACUUGGACAGAAACCGCGAUGGGAACUUGUGUGUCGACGAUCUUUCCAAAGCUGUUCGCGGCCUUCCACUCAUGACGGCGUGGCAAUUAAUUGCUGAAAUGGACAAAUUUGGCGAUGGAUAUGUGCCUUUAACAGAGUUCCUUGCGGGUAUGCCACAUUUGGUAGCGGAGGAACCUGCCACGAGCGACCCAUUUAGUUGGACGGGGAUCUGGAGGACUUUUAAAGGCCUCGGACAAGAUGUUGACGUUGUAUCCCCAUCCACUCCAUCCGUCAUGACGACGAAGCGGUCAGCAACUCCUCCGCAGCCUGCCCCAGUUGAAAAGAAAGCAAACAACGGCAGCGUGAAUUCAAAGUCACAGCCGUCGUCAAGGUCGCACCUUGGACCGGACGCUCACCAACCAUCUUUGCAAAACGUUGUUUUUCGACCGACCUCACAGGCUACCACGAUGGCUCCAAGUGUUCCUCAGGCUGAACCACUGCCAUCGUUUCAACCAAUUCGUCGACGAACAUCUUCAAAACUGGACGAGUUCUUGAAGCAAGUGCCGUCAAAUGCAGAGAAAAUUCGCCCAAUUGCACAGGAUUCAAUAGCGUCCGCCCGACCACUGGAUUCAUUGCCAAACACUGAGCAUCAUGGACAGUCCUCCAACGAGGAGCCGUUCGAGUCGCCCAAAACAAUGCCCCAAGAUGACCAUGCGCUCAGCGACACCACCGCUCCCGACAAUGUUGAGUUUGACCCUGGUAUGGAUCUCUUUGGUCAGCCAUCCGCGGCGAUUCGCGUUUCCGACGAGAGCUGGCCUCGCGCAGAAUCGACAUCGGCCAUGAUCGUUCAGUCGCACGGCAUUCCAUCGGAGGAUUCACAACCACCAGCGACGUCAUGCACCGAAUACUCCGUCCCUGCGUACGCCGACGGCGCGGCCACCAAAGUCGUCGAGUGCAGGACGUCCGGGAAUUUCAAGAGCGACAUGGUCACGACCGACGUGUUCAUCGAGUCAGGCGACGACAUCCACACGAUAAAGCACGAAAUUGCCCAAUGUGUCGACGCGAUAAAGCGGUCGUGUGCCAUGUACUCCGCCACGGAUGCCGCCAACGCCCGUGAGGUGCUGACCGCCUUGGCGAAAGCUAAAGCCAUGAUGGCGGUCCGGCCCAUUCCACAGUUCUUGGGGGCGGCGGUCAAAUCGUUUGACAAGUCGUCGCUGUCAACUGUGGCCGACAACGACAAAACGUACAACUUUGUGUCGAUCUACCACGUCGAGCAAGCGAUGAAGAUUCGAGCGUUCCGAAAGACGGUGCUGCUACAUGUGUAUCCCACCCUCCCGGACAACCCCAAACAAGUUCUAGCCGAUUUGUUUCCCGAUAUCGUGGCCGACACCAUCGACCAAAUGUUCGAGGCGUGCGCGAACGACCUGAACAGUUGCUUCGAAGUGCUCUCGGGGCUAUCAGACUAUUCGACGUUGGAAUCGUCGCUGUCGCCAAAAGCCCCGUACCUCCGACGCAUAGCAAGCACAAAACAAUCGAUUGCUGGGCAAAACGACUUGAACGACGACGACUUGAAUGCACCGAUAUUCGACGUCAAGGGCUACAAGAAGCCGCGGAAACCAGACAAAGCGUUGGUCUCCGUAGUGUCUGAUGGUGGUGCCACAUCGUUGGAUGGCAAGUACCUUUCGAUUCCGCAGACGCUAGAUGAAGAGAGUUUUGUCGACGCGUGGCCACAAAUGCCCCCGACCCUUGCCAUCGACGCGUUCUCGCAGUUUGAAUCGGCUCAAAACAUGCCGGAAAUCCUCGGUGCAUGGAAGACAUUCAACGUAAACCGGUCAACCGUUCGCCCCAAUUUGGUUUAUUCGCAUUUGAAGCGCCAUCUGCAACCGGUGCUCUCGUUCCGCCAACUGCGCGUCUUUGAAAUCCUGGACCGGAAGCGAAGCGAGAGCCGAUUGUAUGCCGAAGCGGCGGCAAGGUCUCGGCAAGUCGUGAUCGUCGGAGGCGGUCCGGUCGGCUUGCGGACUGCGAUCGAAGUCGCGCUUCUCGGUGGAGAAGCGAUUGUCGUGGAAAAGCGCUCGAAUUUCAACCGCGAACAGAUUUUGCACCUCUUUCCGUGGGUUGUCCACGACUUGACCAAGCUCGGGGCCAAGAUGUUUUACCCCCAGUUUUGCAUGUCGUCAUCCCACUUGCACAUUGGCACGCGGCAAUUGCAGUGUAUCUUGCUCAAGGUAGCACUCCUGUUGGGGGUCACGGUAUUUGACAACACGUCGUUUGAAUCGAUCGCCGCAACGAGCGAAGGAUACGUUGUUCACACAGUGCCGCCCCUUCCGCACGAGUGCGAGCAAGUGAGUGCCGUCGUUGGGGCGGGAGGCCACCGCGAUCCGCUCAGCCCGUUCAUGGGCAUCACGCGCAAGGCGUUUUCCCCAAGUCCAGCGGUCGGCGCCGUCGUGACCAUUCCCAACUUGCGCACCAAGUUGGAUCCAUGGCUCCGUUCACUUUGGUGACUCACUGGCUGUCGUAGAGCUGAGUCGGCGGUCGACGAGUUUUCAUGGGCAAAACAGUACAACCAGUCGCUGUUUGCCCAGCUCAAGGACGACCUGGGCGUAGACGUCGAAAACGUUGUGUACUACCGAGAGGAAGUGCAUUAUGUGGUCAUGACCCCGAAGCGAUCGAGUUUGGUGAAUGCGGGCAUUCUCGCAACGAAGGAACUGGACUCGGUCGACGUCGGCAGGCUGCACGACUAUGUGCGGAAAGUGCUCGCGUUUUUUCGCAUCUCGGCGCCCACGGACGGUCUCGACGCGCAGCUGUUUGACUUUAGCCAGACGCUUCGGGCCGAAAAGGCUGCGGUCGUGCUGCCCCAUCCUACGCACAAGUUAUUCGCGGCGCUAGUGGGCGACGCCUUGCUAGAGCCAUUUUGGCCCCAAGGACUUGGAAUCAACCGGGGAUUUCUCAGCGCUCUUGACGCAGCGUUUGCCAUCACGCAGCUCGACAAAAUCGAUGACAAGAAGCUCUUGACGGCCCACGACAAACACUACAAACUGGGCGCGGGGCUUCAACUCCAAGCCAACAUUCGAAACUACAACGUGGAGCCCAAGUCGCGUUACACCAGUCUCUAACGAAACAAUUCGAAUACGACAUGAUGAGUUGAA
Molecule: messenger RNA, 3234 nt
Organism: Aphanomyces invadans
Lineage: Eukaryota; Oomycota; Saprolegniomycetes; Saprolegniales; Verrucalvaceae
Exons: 12
Coding region: 79-2589 (836 amino acids)
Molecular function (GO): calcium ion binding
Source: RefSeq, a predicted model, not a curated record